Molecule: messenger RNA, 435 nt
Organism: Exophiala aquamarina CBS 119918
Lineage: Eukaryota; Fungi; Ascomycota; Eurotiomycetes; Chaetothyriales; Herpotrichiellaceae
Exons: 2
Coding region: 1-435 (144 amino acids)
Source: RefSeq, a predicted model, not a curated record
AUGCUUAUUGAAGUCGUGGUUGAUGCCAGCCACGUUCCGGAACCGACUAAAGCGAAAUCUCUUGCCGACCGUGUUGCGUACGCAGACCCAAAACGCUCGGCUAAGUCGGAUCCACUGACCAAAACCAGUGCCAAUCCAAAGGCUCAACCCAAAUCUGCCGCCAAUGUGAAGAAGACUACUGCAAAGGAUGGCACAAAGGGACGAUCUGCAGGCAAACCAGGAGCCAAGCCAGCCAAGCGUGGUCGACCGAACCGCCCAAAGCCAAAGACUGCUGAAGAGCUCGAUGCCGAAAUGACCGACUACUGGGGAGGAAACAAUCCAUCUGCUGGUGGUGCCACAACUCAGACAGCGACUAACGGAGCCGCUUCUGCAGCUGCUGCCGGCGACGACGCAAUGGAUGAGAUCUCAGUGAGCGAGGUUGAAUUCAUCUUUUGA